Molecule: messenger RNA, 870 nt
Organism: Laccaria bicolor S238N-H82
Lineage: Eukaryota; Fungi; Basidiomycota; Agaricomycetes; Agaricales; Hydnangiaceae
Product: 60S ribosomal protein L8
Exons: 5
Coding region: 1-870 (289 amino acids)
Biological process (GO): ribosome biogenesis
Cellular component (GO): ribonucleoprotein complex
Source: RefSeq, a predicted model, not a curated record
AUGAAGCCUACUCUACUUGCUGGGCCGUGCCUACUUCUACUCCUCUGCUUGCGGGUACGACCCAAAGCCAAAUCCGGAACUGGCAAGAAACCCGCCGCGGCCCCUUUUGGUGCGAGCAAAACCACCAAGGCUAAGAAGAACCCUUUGUUCGAGGCUAACGCCAAGAACUUUGGUAUCGGCCAGGACAUCCGACCCCAAACCGACCUCACCCGUUUCGUCAAAUGGCCCGAAUACGUCCGCCUUCAAAGGCAAAAGGUCAUUCUGCAUCAACGUCUCAAGGUCCCACCCGCGAUCGCCCAGUUCUCCCAUACUCUGGACAAGAACACUGCGACGCAAUUGUUCAAGCUGUUGAACAAAUACCGCCCAGAGUCGAAGCAAGAGAAGAAGGCUCGUUUGACUGCUGCUGCUGCGUCUGCCGCUGAAGAAAAGGAGAAGGAUGCCAAGGACACCAAGAAACCCCUCUUCGUCAAAUACGGCCUCAACCACAUCGUCGCCCUCAUCGAAGCCAAAAAAGCCGCUCUCGUCGUCAUCGCGCACGACGUCGAUCCCAUCGAGCUCGUCGUCUUCCUCCCCGCCUUGUGCCGCAAGAUGGGCGUUCCCUACGUCAUCGUGAAGGGUAAAGCUCGCCUCGGAACUGUCGUGCACAAGAAGACAGCGGCCGUUGUCGCUCUUCAGGAAGUGAAGAGCGAGGAUCAGAGGGAGCUCGCUACGCUCGUGAGCGCUGCCAAGGCCAACUUCUCUGACAAGUAUGAGGAGCAGCGCCGUGUGUGGGGUGGUGGACUUCGUGGGAAUAAGUCUACCCAGAUGCUUAGGAAGCGCGCAAAGGCUGCUGGGCAGAGUACCACCGCUGCUUCGCUUGGGAAGCUCUAA